Messenger RNA from Stereum hirsutum FP-91666 SS1, 1028 nucleotides. RefSeq lists its product as uncharacterized. NCBI's taxonomy places the organism in Eukaryota, Fungi, Basidiomycota, Agaricomycetes, Russulales, Stereaceae. The record is from RefSeq and is a predicted model, not a curated record. Bases 48 to 1028 code for a protein of 326 amino acids. The transcript is spliced from 3 exons.
AGACCUUUCACCCCUUUGUAUCGACCCGUUCUUUCGCCAAUCUCUCCAUGGAGCCCAUUGCGUCCGAUACAUACCGAACGGCCUCCAAGGAUCAAAUUUGCGAAGGAUGUAACAAGCGUCCUGAGGAGGGACGCUCCCACCAACUUUGCAGCGGAUGUCGCGCAGCGAUGUUUUGUAGCAAAGAAUGUCUAGCGCAGGUGUGGAAGUAUCACAAGACUUCGUGCCUGAAGUUUCAGGCGCAGAACGAGCUCGAGGAAUUGGGCAAGCCGUCAGUUCGAGCCAAACAAAACCGCCGAUUCUCGGAGUUCUGGACCACACAUCGGGACACCUUUGUCGAUGCUAUCGACAUGGCUAUCCUCGGCGAAAUUGUCGGGAUUGAAGUCCCAAAUGGUUCCUCUUUUCCCGAACACAACUUUAACAUCAUCGAUGCUUCCAAUUAUGUGGCUUACUUCCAACUCUCCGAUAGAGCACAAGGCGGUGACCCAUCUAGGACAUACGAAGUCAAGCAAGGCACUCUUACGACCUGGGCCGUUUUUGAGAAGGACCCUAUACUCAGCGCGAUUUACGAUCUUGAAGAUGUCGCUAGGUGGCGACAAGAGAGCCAGGCAAGGAUCCAGCAACUCCGAGAGUCCGGUAAAUAUCUCGAGGACAUCGGCAUGGCUACCAUAAUGAUAAGAGUCCUGAGUCCCAGCGGCGACCCGGAUCUCAACCAGACUGUGCGUCUUGGGAAGAUGGUGUACAAACGGGACGUUAAGGCGUUGCUGACUGAGUUGCAGGCGUUGAAAGUGUCUCCAUCAUCAGAGUGGUUGGACAACCUGUUGAUGUACGUGGAUUCGGGCGUUUCGCGCAGGUGGUUCGAGCGCGAGGGGAUGAGGACAUCGGUCUGUGGGCACAUGGUCAAGGUUGUCGGUGAACCAGGCUCGAAGUCUCGAUGGAAAUGGUUAGAACUGUCACGGGAGGAAGCAGUAGCUCUUAUCAAAAAGCGCUUUGGGCAUCCGGUAACAAGGGGCAGCUCAAGGUCUUCUUGA